AUGUCUUUAAACUACAUUAAGAACUUCUAUGAAGGAUGUCUGAGGCCUCCCACCGUGAUUGGACAGUUCCACACCCUGUUCUUUGGCUCUGUGCGAAUGUUCUUUCUUGGAGUGCUGGGAUUUGCAGUUUACGGAAACGAAGCGCUCCACUUUAGCUGUGAUCCAGACAGGAGAGAGUUGAACCUAUAUUGCUACAACCAGUUCAGGCCAAUAACACCUCAGGUGUUCUGGGCACUGCAGCUGGUGACGGUGCUGGUCCCGGGAGCUGUGUUCCACCUCUAUGCAGCCUGCAAGAACAUCGACCAGGAGGACAUCCUCCUGCGGCCCAUCUACACUGUCUUCUACAUCAUCUCUGUCCUGCUGCGGAUCGUCCUGGAGGUGAUAGCAUUCUGGCUGCAGAGCCACCUGUUCGGCUUCCAGGUGCACCCCAUCUACAUGUGUGACGCCAGCGCCCUGGACAGGAGGUUCCACAUCUCCAAGUGCAUGGUGCCCGAGCACUUCGAAAAGACCAUCUUUCUCAGCGCCAUGUACACCUUCACCGUCAUCACCAUAGUGCUCUGCAUAGCCGAGAUCUUCGAGAUCCUCUGCAGAAGACUGGGCUACCUGAGCUGCCAAUGA
Molecule: messenger RNA, 618 nt
Organism: Megalops cyprinoides (Indo-Pacific tarpon)
Lineage: Eukaryota; Metazoa; Chordata; Actinopteri; Elopiformes; Megalopidae
Product: gap junction epsilon-1 protein-like
Exons: 3
Coding region: 1-618 (205 amino acids)
Biological process (GO): cell communication
Cellular component (GO): connexin complex
Source: RefSeq, a predicted model, not a curated record